GGAUCAAGUUCAAUUGAAUUUUAGAAAUCGCAAUAUAUUGCAAAAGUAGUUAAAACUUAAAUUAGAGCUAAAAAUUUUGUCUCUGAUAUAUUCGCGCAACAAAGAAAGUAAAACAAAAAAAUACUCAUACUGCAUUUCGCUUGGCAAGCAGUUGAGAAGACAGUUUCUGAUGGUGAACAUGUCUAGCGCGGUGUUUACAAGCAAUCCAAAAAAUAGUACACCGCUGCAAUACUACAGCAAAGAUAACAAUAGCAGCAACACAGAGCCGUCUCAUCGUCAACUCAGCGCCGCAGUGAAAAUGUUCAAAUAUCAAAAUAUCGCGCCAGCGCCCACGCCAAUGCCUGCGGGGUGCGCAGGCGCUGAGAUUAAGACGCGCAAAUAUACGCCGCGCGCGCCCAGCGCCGGCGGUGGACCCUUUAGCGUCGAUCAAACACAAUCGGUGCAGCGGCGCAAUGCACGCGAGCGUAAUCGCGUUAAGCAGGUGAACAAUAGCUUUGCGCGCCUGCGUCAACACAUCCCACAAACAAUCAUCACCGAUCUGCUGAAGGGCGGCGGUCGUGGGCCGCAUAAGAAGAUAAGCAAAGUGGAUACGCUACGCAUUGCGGUGGAGUACAUUCGCCGUCUGCAAGAUUUGGUGGAUGACUUGAAUGCGGGUAGCGGCGCCACACAAAAGGUGAACAGCUCACGCGCCAGCGGCAGUGGACUAUUGGCAAUCGCUACAGACAACAACACAACCACGAGUAAUAGUUCAUUCUCUAGCAACAGCACUAGCAGCACCAGCAGCAUUCUCAGCUUACUUGCGGCUGAUUCGCCUGCGCGCAAUUCAACAAAUGGCAGCGGACUUGCUGCGGCUGAACAGUUGUACUAUGCCAGUGCUGCUAAUAGCGCUUUGCAAUCUUUCCAACAGCAGCAACAGCAGCAGCAGCAGCAGCAGCAGCAGCAGCAACCUCAGCAACAGUUUACCUCCGCGCUACUCACCGCCGAAGCUUUGCAAGCAUAUUCACCGCAGACAACACAAACGAGGACGCAACUAGAUGCUGGUUGUCCGUCGCCUACCUCGUCCUUCAACUCAAGCAUGUCCUUUGAUUCGGGCACCUUUGUGCACUCGCCUGCGCCACAGCAACAGCUAUCGCCGCUGCAACAAGCGGGAGUGGAUGCGCAGCGCGGCAGCGGUAAUAACAAUGCGAGCGCGCAGAUUGAUGCAAAUUUGCAAUUGAAAUUCGAGCCA
This is a messenger RNA of Rhagoletis zephyria (snowberry fruit fly), 1228 nucleotides long. Its product is annotated as achaete-scute complex protein T4-like. The record is from RefSeq and is a predicted model, not a curated record. Gene Ontology annotation, molecular function: RNA polymerase II transcription regulatory region sequence-specific DNA binding; DNA-binding transcription factor activity, RNA polymerase II-specific; protein dimerization activity. Lineage: Eukaryota; Metazoa; Arthropoda; Insecta; Diptera; Tephritidae. Gene Ontology annotation, biological process: neuron differentiation; regulation of neurogenesis; sensory organ development. Gene Ontology annotation, cellular component: RNA polymerase II transcription regulator complex.